AUGGCAAGGCUUUGGGACCUUGCCAUCCUCACAGGUGACGCAGCACUGGCCCGGCGCUGCUCUCAGCAGUGCCGCUUGCCACUCCGACGGUGGCAGGCCCAAGAUCUCUUCAAAAUGCUGCGGGGGCAGGGUUGGUGCAUUGCGGCUGCGGCGCCUGAGGUAUUGACGGCAGCCAUCACAUCAGGCUUGACAUUCCAAGGUCUUCACUACACUUACUUUGGGCAGCUCCUCCCUGCAGACUGCCUGAUUCCGUUCAGAGAGGCUGUGGCGCUGUGCGGUAACAUGCAAUUAUGGCGGCAGCUUGAACCCCACCUUGGGCCUCCGAGCUCUUGGGAGUUGGGACCACGCAACCACUUGUCUCAGAUUCUUCUGCUUGUGGAGGACGGGCUACAGUGGAAGCUCUGUCCUGACCGGCUCAGCACGGCAUUGGCAGCAAAGCUGCCAUUGGACAAGCUGGUGCUUCUUCUGGCGUGCGGCACACUGCCUCCAUCCUGUGGCCUUUCCUUACUGGACCUGGCCAUCGCGUGUGGCCAGGCCUCCGCAGCGCAGCAGCUCCUCGCCCAGGGCAUUCCUCCAACCUCCUGGACUUCCUUCCUCUGCCUGCACUGCGCCUGCCCAGGAUGCGAAGGAACCCUCGACAUGUUCUACGCCGACUACAUCGACACCGACUCCCACGUGGCGCCUCUGCCACAGCGCCGGGAGGCCGCGCGUCGCGCGAUGCGGAGCGCCCGCGCCCAGGCGCCCCGGAUGGCCAUUGGGCUCUAUCAGCUCAUGCGCUCCUGGAGUCGAGGCAGACAAGUCUCGCUUGGCUUGGUCCACAUGAUCCUGGACUGGGUGCCCCCGGCUGGCUGA
Molecule: messenger RNA, 852 nt
Organism: Symbiodinium natans
Lineage: Eukaryota; Dinophyceae; Suessiales; Symbiodiniaceae
Source: the annotation of a GenBank genome assembly